GAGGACCCAUGCAGAGUCGGGUCAGACGCCCACACGCAUGGGAGGGAGCAGUGUACACAGCCUGCGCCUGAGAACGGACCCACUGACCAUCAUAUAUAGCACACCAGUCCAUGCACACUACCCACCCACAACCCUCACACUCUGUGCUCCCCAUCCAUUGCUUCCCGGAACUCCCCACCAUCAACAUCCCAGCGUCUUCCAACAGAACAACACCUAGACAGCUUUCUCAUCCCCGUCGACCCCGAUUUCGCCAUAUCGCUCACUCGUGAGUGCCUAUCUGGUCGUGCGCGAUUGAGCUGCGCAGUCCUGCCCGUCCUAUCCACCUAUUUAUACUGUCCACUGUGCCAUCUCCCUUCCAUAUCCAGCGCAGGACUGCGCAUCGUCCCGUCCUCCUGACCUGACCUGACCUCACCCACCCACGUUCUAUAAAGCCCCGCGUCUCUCCCGCCAUCAUGGUCAUCGUCAACGAGAAAUCAAUGCUGCCCCCUCCCCCUCCCUACCUCUCCCGCUCGCUCGACAUGCACCCCCCGCCCUUCCCCGGAUCCUCUACCCGCCCAAAACCUUCCUUCUCCACGCUCCCCCCGCACAUCCUCCUCGUCAUCCUCUACCACACCUUCCCGCAGACGUCCUUCCUCGACGAGGGCCGCGUCGAGCGCCAGAGACGCACGCUGUACUGGAUGAGCAUAUCGCUCAGGCUGGUCAGUCGGUCGGUCUACAUCGGUGAGUUGUCGAGUCGCUACGACGCGAUCUGACAUGACCGAUCUACAUCACUGUCAGCAUGUAUGCACAUCCUCCGCUCGACCUACCUCCCCGCAUACACAUCCCUCCUGCGCGCUCCUUACACCUCCGACCCCUUUCCACUAUCCUCUCCCCCACCCACCACCACCACCACCACCACCACCACCACCACCACGCCUCCGACCUCAACCAUUACCUCGACACCAACCCCCGACCUCCCGCUCCUCCCGUCCCCACACCGCGAAACAGCGAUCCUGGACGCUUUCAUUGCGCUCAAGGUCCGCGAAGACGUGUGGGCCGACGCGUCCGAGCUCCACCUUGAGCGCGAGGAGACGUUCCGCGAUGUAUUCGAGCGCGUGCAGCCCCGCGCGCGCUGCGAGGACCUCGUGCGGCACUACGGCGAGCGCGCGGGCGUCGUUGUGCUCGAUGCGCCUGGCGCCGCGGAUCCUUCUGCGAGCGGUGGGGGCGGGAGCAGAACGAGCCGGACGCGUGCGAUCCCGUUCAGUGCGCUGAGCGUGGCUUUCGAGCCGCGCCGCGUCGCGCUCGUGCUUCAGCCGCCAGCGGGCGAGCGGCGGCGCACGAUCGCGGAGGUGCCGCGGGCCGCGCGCGACGAGCGGCUCGAGGUCGCGGCGAAGCGGCUCGUGCGGGAGCUGCAAGCGUGGAUAGCGGAGGGCGGCCAGCUGUGAGCCCUCGUAUGGACGCACGGACACACGGACGCUGUGUGCGCGGGCAAGCAUAUAUGUAUUGUACGGAUCUGUAGGUGUUUCGAUGUUGUAUUUUCACCGACCAUGUAUCCUACUCGGAUUAGGUUUAUGUACGCACAUAUGUCUGAUAUAAUAUCGACGGCACUCCCUUUUGCGGUGUCUCUAGCAGCGCCGAUG
Molecule: messenger RNA, 1619 nt
Organism: Heterobasidion irregulare TC 32-1
Lineage: Eukaryota; Fungi; Basidiomycota; Agaricomycetes; Russulales; Bondarzewiaceae
Exons: 1
Coding region: 783-1424 (213 amino acids)
Source: RefSeq, a predicted model, not a curated record